CUUUGUUUUUGCUGCACUAAAGCGCUAUGACUCGAGGGCGCGCUGCCUUGCGCCUGGUGUGUGUGCACACCUCUGUUUCCAAGAGACUACUCGAUAGGGAUUUUACUGAUGAGGGGCUUCAAUUGAGCAGGGGGCGACAGAGUCGCUGCAUGGCUGUCGCCGACGAAGCUCAGCUCCGUGCAAUUGGCUAGGAUAUCAGUUCCGGACGCGGAGCUGACGCCUGCCUUGAGAGAGAAACCUACGUAUGGCCAAAUUUGUGUUCUUCUUCUUUGUUUUGCAGUAAAGCGCUAGUGUAUUGGUAAACAACUUUCUGAAACUUAUGCUCAUUCAUUUGAGCCAUGAGUCUAAGUGUGUGCUUUGUGGGUAUGUUUCGUGUUGCCUUGAUGUUGUUGCCUACUGUCGUGUCGGCCCACUGGCAGACACGGGGAGGGCGAGUGGGUCGCACGGUCACGCCUGGGCUUGGUCAAGCGCUGGGUCAUGCAGCAACCGAAGUCUUGAUAGGCCCAAUCCCAAGUGAGGGAUUGGCAAGUUUGGCUGCGAAGGUGUUCACAACCUCUGGCUUCGCCGUUGUCAUCACCCUUUUGCAUCGAUGAACAUGUUUCGAAGUGAGCAGCACAUUUCUUGUUGCAUGCCGGCAUACCACUUUCGGUUUUUUUCGGCGAAAUUGGUUUGGGGGUCCAGGCUUUUGUUGUUGCCAUGCUUGCGCAAACAAACCCAGCCAACCCGUACCGGGCUUUGGACACGCAAAUCGCGCAAAGGCUCUUCGAUGAGGACAAGGAGAGCCGGUGCAUUUUGGCGCAGUUCGGCCUACAAUGUCGUUUGCCAAAUUGGCACCCCGUGUUUUUUUGAACCAAUAUGUUCAGUGGGAAUCGCUUGUGCAGGUGGAGGACAUUUCUUCCCAAACGCCCUCAGUUGUUGUGCAGGUAAGCCAAGCCACACGGCGGAACAAUCGGGACCCACAGCUUUGGAACAACUUGUUGGACCAAGCGUUGGCGUCGCACGCAGAGCUGGCUCCGCAGGAUAUGGCUUCGAUUUUGUGGUCAAUGGGGAGCGCCCGCUUUCAUCACAAAGCAUUGGUGGAAGAAUUUGUUCGAACCUUGUCGCUCAGGGCUGGUGUUAAGUCAUUAGUGACGUCCAUGUUGGCACUUGAACGGCUGGGGCUUCCUACAGGCUCCUUGCGCGCUCCCUUUCUCCAGCACCUCAGCGGGCAAUGUCAUGAACUGAGUUUUGGAGAUCUACGCAGGGUUUUGAUGGCAUUGGCUCGCUGCCGGAAGCACGGGGCAGCUCCACAAGAGCAGUUUCAGGAGAUUUGUGAUGCGAUUCAUGAAAAAUCCGUCGACUGCGACCCUCGUGAUUUAAUUGCAAUCCCACAACAUUUGGGCAGGCUGCAAUUUGUGCACAGCCGCCUUCUUGCGUGUUCAACAACUGCGAUUUCGAGAGUGAUUUCCUCUCGCUUGGCAGUCCUUCCGCUGGAUGUUCUCCGAGCUUUAGAUGGAUUGCUACUAUUAGUUCCGCUCAUUGAAUCAGGUCACAACGAAGGUGUGACAAGUCGCAACCACUCUCUACAAUGCGCUCUAUUGGCCAAGAAAUGCGGUUUACUUGCACGCCGUUUGCUGCAGAAUGCUUCCUUGGUCGACUUGUGGAGCAUUGGUUCCCAGCUAUUGGGGUCUGACAUUGCCCAGGUUGAAGUGUGGAGUUUGUGGAUUUUGGAAGCUGCUCAGAGAAGAAAGGAACAGAGACCUGGAGAGAGUCGGUCUCACUGCUUGCGACAACUUCGCCGCCAAAUGGUCACAAGAUGGAGUUUGCAAUCUCUUCCUGAAGAUCUUGAGCUGGCUUUGCAGGUGCGCAUUCUAACUGGCCCCGAUUAGUUCUGGGAUCCACUUGAAAACGGCGCGCACAAAGAGGUGGAACCUGAACAGAGACUGUGAAGAUGGACCGUCGUUCAAAUCUUAUGCCUCCAGUGAGUUUUCAAUUGGAGUGCGCAAACUUCGAACCUCCUCAGUGGUUGGCACCAACAAGAUGGUGCAUGCCUCGGGAUAGAGAAUGAAAGAAGGCAGCUGUAGUCUGCUUGUUUUUGAAUUUCGCUCGUUUGAAUGUCGUGCUGUUCUGCAUCAGCAA
Molecule: messenger RNA, 2118 nt
Organism: Durusdinium trenchii
Lineage: Eukaryota; Dinophyceae; Suessiales; Symbiodiniaceae
Source: the annotation of a GenBank genome assembly